Molecule: messenger RNA, 2643 nt
Organism: Cynara cardunculus var. scolymus (artichoke)
Lineage: Eukaryota; Viridiplantae; Streptophyta; Magnoliopsida; Asterales; Asteraceae
Exons: 5
Coding region: 11-1960 (649 amino acids)
Source: RefSeq, a predicted model, not a curated record
UCUUAAAACGAUGUUGAGAAAACUCCGUUCACGGCGGCGACCGACCUACGGUACGCAUGUUUGCGCCUUGAUCGCUGCCCUGCUCUUACUACUCUCCGUCUCUAUCCUCUACAGCCGCCUCAGCUCUGAUCGCCAUUCCCACCGCCCACGACACCAUCAAACCGACGAACUCACUUUCGAUCCUCUCGUUGAAGAAGCCGAUCCUGAUGACAGGAACUCCUCCGAAGACCGGAUCGACGAGCUAGACGAUGCCGUACAGGAAGAUCGAGAUUCUAGGGUUCAAGACGAGGAGGACGGAGACGAAGACGAAACUGAUCAGUCUAGGGUUUCAAAAUACUACUUCGAUCACGUACAAGGCGUGAUUCGACGGGCUUUCGACAAGCGGUCCAUCGAUCAGUGGGAGGAUUAUGCAAGUUUUGAUUCGAAUUGGGAUGGUACUACAACCAGCAUUAAUCUGGCAUUUAGUUCAGAUGAUGUUCCAUUGGAUGAUAACGUGAGGAGGAAAGUGGCGGAAGUGAAGGGGAUCGAGGAUGCACUACUGUUGAAAGCGGGGAAUAAGGUUUCUCCGUUAAGGGAAGGUUGGGGAGAUUGGUUUGAAAGGAAGAGCGAUUUCUUAAGGCGGGAUCGGAUGUUUAAAUCAAAUCUGGAAUUGCUGAACCCUUUGAACAAUCCAUUUUUACAAGACCCUGAUGGGGCUGGAGUUACAGGAUUCACCAAGGGUGAUAGAUUGGUUCUAAAACGUAUCAUUAAUGAAUUCAAGAAGGUACCUUUCACCAGUAAAAAGCCUCUAGGUGUCUCAGCUCACAAUCCAGAAUCAGAAUCCAAGGGAAAGAACAGAUCACUAGAAGAUGGGGAAGGAACGAAUUUGAAGGUUGAGAAUGUCCAUGAAGAUAGCAAGAGUGAAAUGAAGAUAGCAGAGCGAAGAACUUUGGACGACAAUGUCAAUAACAGAGCUGAGAGAAUUCACCAGGUCAUGGACAAAAGUAGUAAUUUAAAAGCUACACAUGGCAAUGGCGGAAUAAAAUCCGAGUUUUCUGGUCAAAUUUAUGCUGAUGGGAAGAGAUGGGGUUACUUCCCUGGUUUGUAUCCUCGCUUAUCUUUCUCCAACUUCAUGGAUGCAUUCUUUAGGAAAGGCAAGUGUUUGAUGAGAGUCUUCAUGGUGUGGAAUUCUCCACCAUGGAUGUUUACUGUUCGACACCAACGUAGCCUUGAAAGCCUGCUCUUCCACCAUCCAGAUGCCUGUGUUGUGAUGUUUUCCGAAACAUUAGAGCUCAAUUUCUUUGAUGGUUUAGUAAAAGACGGUUUCAAAGUUGCUGUUGCCAUGCCAAAUUUGGACGAGUUACUGAAAGAUACACCAACCCAUGAAUUUGCUUCUGUCUGGUUUGAGUGGAGAAAGACAAAAUUUUAUCCUACUCACUAUAGUGAGCUUAUCCGCCUAGCUGCUCUUUACAAAUAUGGUGGGAUCUAUCUUGAUUCUGAUGUUAAAGUUGUGAGACCACUUCAUUCUUUAUCUAAUACGGUGGGUCUGGAGGAUGAAUUAUCUGGAAGUCACUUAAAUGGAGCCGUGAUGGCAUUUAGAAAACACAGUCCAUUCAUAAUGGAGUGCUUGACGGAGUUUUAUGCAAGUUAUGAUGAUACCAGCUUAAGGUGGAAUGGAGCUGAUCUUUUGACUAGAGUAGGAAGAAACUUUCUGCAUGAAGAAAAGAAUCAGAUGGAGCUGAAACUUCAACCCUUUUUUGCUUUCUUCCCUAUAAGUCAUACAAACAUCAUAAGAUAUUUCACCCCACCAGCAACGGAUAUCGAAAGAGCUGAUCAAGAUGUUCUAUAUCAAAAGAUCCUUAAUGAGUCAUUAGCAUUUCAUUUCUGGAAUAGCUUAACAUCUUCUCUAGUUCCAGAACCUGAAAGCCUAGUAGCCAGACUUAUUGACCAACACUGUAUUCGCUGCUCCGAUAUGUUGUAAAUUUGGAUCCCCGUUCACCCACAAUAUGCUCAAAGUCCAAUGAGUUAGACAGGGACCAAGCUUCAACUUCCCACGGUGUAAGUUAUUUUGUCAGAACGAACCAUCACCGCAGAGCGCGAAUGAAUCGUAUAUCAGCUUUUUGUAUGUGAAGAGCUUACUUGUAUGAUUUGUAUGAUCAUCUCCAAGGGAGCCCAGCUUUCUUACGUUUCAUGUCAAACAUACUGUAAACCGUGGGGUACAGUCGCUAUACCCUUUAGGGAAAAUGGGCAGAUCUGCAGACCCUGCCCACUGACGGGAUAUAAUGGGCUUGUUUGGUUUAGAUUGUAAACUUAGGGUAAAGAGCGUUGUGAGGUUCAUGAUCCCGCCAAAGCAAUGUAAGACUUUCUGCAGUUUAAUUACAGAGAAAGAGAAAUCUUCAAGUGGAUUUCUUCAUGAGGUACACAUUUUAUUGAAUCUUUCUUUACUGAAAUCUCUUUUUCCCCUUGAAAAUGAGUGAAUGUUGGCAUAUUGGAGCAACUGUUUUUUGGUCUAUGAAUUAACUGAUUGCAUGAUUUGAGUUUUAAUCUUAAAUCUUUUUUAAUUGUCGCAAAUUACCACUUUCUUGGCAAUUUAUUGUAGUUUUGUGACUCUGCUUGUGUAAUCGAACAUUGAGCCUCAUUAAAUCAAAUACAGAGGUUUCAUUA